AUGCACAAAUGGCUUCGACAUGUCAAAAAGUAUUCAACUGUAGUUCCUGAUUUACAAGUAGACAACAUCAUCAUUGGCGGUGGUGUUGUCGGUUUAGCCCUGGGUGAAAAGUUGACAAGAGAGAGACCGAUGGAGACGACGUUUGUUGUAGAGAAAAACAAACUGAUAGGACAAGAGACAAGUUCGAGAAAUAGUGAAGUGAUCCAUGCUGGUAUCUAUUACCCAGAAGAGAGUUUAAAGACAAGACUCUGCAUCGAGGGAAACAGAAAGAUGUACAAGCUAUUGGCUCAGAAAGGAAUACCACAUAAGCAGAUUGGUAAAUGGGUCGUUGCGCAGGACGCAACUCAAGAGGCGUACCUGAAGCAGCUUCAUGCCAAGGCUACCCGAUUAGGCGUGCCUACAUAUUUCCUUAGUUUGGACGAAGCCAAACGUCAGGAACCUCAUGUUCAUAUUGGUCGUGCUGUCCUUGUGUCGCCAUCGACAGGUAUUCUAGACUCGCAUGCACUGAUGGGCUAUUUAGAGCAGAACGUCGCGGUCGCCUUGGCAACUGAAGUUAAGGCCAUUCGUCCUCAACAGCCAGGGUACCUCUUACAGCUAGUUACUAACCAGACCCAGUCAUGGGUUCUGGCUCGACGCGUCUUUAAUGCUGCUGGACUUCAUGCAGAUAAAAUCGGCCAGAUGCUUCAGUUGCCUUAUCGCUUGUACUAUGCCCGUGGACAUUAUUAUCGCUCAACUGACACUCAGCUGCAAGUGAAUCAUCUCAUCUAUCCUUGCCCUGAAAAGAAUCUCGCCGGUUUGGGCACUCAUCUCACACUCGAUCUCGCUGGUCAUCUCAAAUUUGGCCCUGACGUACAGUACAUUGAUGAUCCCUAUGACUAUCAAGUGCCAGAGGACGAGGCAAAGAAAGACGCUUUUGUCAAGGCCAUUCAAACCUAUUUACCGUCACUUAAUCCAGAAAAGCUGCAUCCUGAUUACUCUGGUAUAAGGCCAAAACUUGCUGGACCAGGUGAGCCGUUUAGAGAUUUUAUCAUCAAGGAAGAGCGUGAGGCAAACUUGGAUAACUUUUUUACACUGAUGGGUAUUGAAAGUCCUGGGUUAACAUCUUCACUUGCAAUUGCAGAUUACGUUUAUGAAUUAAUAAGAAAAUGA
Messenger RNA from Rhizopus microsporus ATCC 52813, 1149 nucleotides. Its product is annotated as FAD dependent oxidoreductase. Gene Ontology annotation, cellular component: mitochondrion. The transcript is spliced from 3 exons. Bases 1 to 1149 code for a protein of 382 amino acids. NCBI's taxonomy places the organism in Eukaryota, Fungi, Mucoromycota, Mucoromycetes, Mucorales, Rhizopodaceae. Gene Ontology annotation, molecular function: (S)-2-hydroxyglutarate dehydrogenase activity; (S)-2-hydroxy-acid oxidase activity. The record is from RefSeq and is a predicted model, not a curated record.